Molecule: messenger RNA, 1182 nt
Organism: Trichoplax adhaerens
Lineage: Eukaryota; Metazoa; Placozoa; Uniplacotomia; Trichoplacea; Trichoplacidae
Exons: 2
Coding region: 1-1182 (393 amino acids)
Source: RefSeq, a predicted model, not a curated record
AUGGCGAAUCAAGUGCAUAUAUUGUUAGCAAUCCUUACCAUUUGUGCGACACUGAAUGGAAUCAAUGGCGCUGCAAAACCUAGCCAAAUUGAUGAAGUGAGUGCAGAGGUUGAUGGAGUAACUGCCGAUUUGGUCACGGUAUCGGCAAGAGGUGUAGAUGGAGUCAUGGUUAAGUUUUACUUUCCCAAGGGUUUUCUAGUGGGACUCUUUCUCACAAUGCUACAAGACGUUUCCGAAAGUUUUCAAGAAAAAUUGGCCAUUGAAACAUUAUUUAAUUCUGCCUUAAUCCAGUUCAAAGAUCGUAUGGAAGAAGCUGGCUUAAUCUACGUCGUUGCCAUUAUAAAUGAAAUUAUAGAGGAAGUUAAACUCUUUUCGAAUGUACUCACCACAUUCGCAGAAGAAGCAACAUUUGCUCAUUUAUACUUUAGAACGCAAUUGGCAAAAAUGGCAGCAGCCGCUGAUCGAGCCUAUCAACUCCGAUUGUAUAGACUUGACGCACAGCUAGUUCCAAGGAUUAGGCGACUUAUAUUUAUGCUACGUCGCUUUAUAGGGAUAAAAUUGGCCCAUCAACGCAGACUACAAUUUUUGCUUCGACGACUACAUUUCAUCAUGCGUAGAAAUCAAGCUGUUGAUGCUAGAAUUUUGCAUCAGGAAGCAGUAGCACAAUUUAGGAGUCGUUUAGCAGUACAAAGAUUAAUUGAAUUGUCUUUAAUCAAUUUUCUGACUCGUGAAGGUUUGGAAGAUGAGAAUGCUUACGAAAGAGCGAAAGCAUUCUACGAAGUACGAAAUUUAGAAGCUACCGAGCUGUUCAAUGGUAUUGAACAGGCCCUCAUCUUAGGUAAAAUGGCAAAACUCCAUCAAAAAGAAGUUGAGGCUGGCGUUAUGAUUGAUAUUCUCCGAAGAAUUAAUUUUGCUUUAGUUUACGAUGAACGGUACAGAAUACAGAGAAUAAGGGGCUAUCCACGCCAACUAGCAGAAAUUAGAAAACUUGAAUCUCAACUUUACGUCUUUAGGCGCAAACUACGCCAUUACUUGUACUUACUUGCAAUCAAUAACGCAGUAGCAGCUAAAAAGUCCUAUAGUCUCAAGGUAUUGGCUGAAGAAGUUGCACUGGCCGAAAUUGUUAUAUUUGGCUGGGACUAUUUAGUGGUGCGAUAUGUAGUUCCAGGAAUAACUGUUUAA